This is a messenger RNA of Scleropages formosus (Asian bonytongue), 2401 nucleotides long. Its product is annotated as zinc finger protein 7-like. Gene Ontology annotation, cellular component: nucleus. The transcript is spliced from 7 exons. Gene Ontology annotation, molecular function: DNA-binding transcription factor activity, RNA polymerase II-specific; RNA polymerase II cis-regulatory region sequence-specific DNA binding. The record is from RefSeq and is a predicted model, not a curated record. Gene Ontology annotation, biological process: regulation of transcription by RNA polymerase II. Lineage: Eukaryota; Metazoa; Chordata; Actinopteri; Osteoglossiformes; Osteoglossidae. Bases 420 to 1970 code for a protein of 516 amino acids.
UCUGGCUCAGUAUGAUCCCAUCGAACACAGUCCUUUGGCGGGGCCACCUCUGGCUGUACGUGGAGCGCGGAGUGUCCGCAAGCGCCCCCUGCCCUGACACCUGACUGCACUAUAGAGACUGUACUGUUAAGGUGUCAGUAGGGGUGUGUGUUGCGUGAGUGUAUGGCCUGCGCUGCACGACGCCGUCGAACAGAACCCACGGCUUGUACCAUCCGAGAAAGCGGCGGGGGUGUGUUCGGCUGCGCUGCGCGACACCGCGGAACGGGCUCUGUUUCCUCCAGCUUUACGGGGAAAUUCGCUCCGUGUCGCGCUGCUCUCCUUCCUGCUUCUCUUCCCGUUUCGUCCAGCUGCCGCGCUGCUGUUCGCCCCUCUGUGGCCGAGCGCGGCUCCCCUGCGGUCACCGGCGUGUUUCUGCGGACAUGGCGGCGGCGGCGGCGGACGCGCUGGCCGGCUUCCACUCGCAGGUGGCCUCCGUCAUGGAGGUGCUGGCGAACGCGGCCGUGGCCGAGAUCUGCAAGCUGGUGGACGAGGGUUACGCGCUGCUGCGGCUCGAGGUGUCGCGGAGGCAGAAGGAGAACAGGGUGCUGAGGAGGAGGAUCCGCCUGAUGGAGAUGAAGAUGGCCCGCGGGUGGCCCUGCUCGGUCACCGGGAAAGAUCCCUUUGCAGAUGACAAUGAUGCGGAGGGGAGCAGAGAUGCUGCACAGCGGCCGAAGGACAGGAGCAAGGAGUGUGCAGGUGUUGUUGAGGAAGGCCCUGAGCCUCCAUUCAUCAAGCAGGAGAACUGUGGAGAUGACUCCAUACACAGCUGUCCGCAGGAGGAAUUGGAGGUCACCAAAGAGAGGACUGUGGAGUUGGCAGCUGAUGCUGGGGCCGAGCAGACAUCGGUGACUAACAGCGCCGAGGAGGCCGACGAUGAAUCCCGGAGCAGAUGUGCCGUUUGGGAGCUGGCCCAUGCAGCAGAGGGUGGAGCAGCACCACAUCUGGUCAAGGUGGAGAGAUCUGAGCUGGGCUUUGAGGAGCAGUUGAGGACAGCUGAGGAAAUUCCUGCAGAAGAAAUAGACACCGGCCCAGCCUGCAGAGGAGGCCCUACUGGGGGAGCUCUGGGACUGCUGGGCCAAAGCACUGAGGAGCUUCCUAGGGCUCAGCGGUCUGAGCUCCAUGUCUGGGAGAGGUGCAAGUCACAGAAAGUCCUGAAGGCAUUGCCGGAGAAACACAGGGUGGAGCUGCUGUACGUUGAACCUGAGCCCAGCACAGAUGUGCAGAGCAGGCUGAGCUCUGUGUACCUAACAUUUGAUGCAGCUGCUCAGCAGAAGAUGUUCCUUCCUCAGGGUGGUGGUGAGACAGAUGUAUUGGUGCUGGCAGUUAACUCUGAACUGCAUGGGGUUCCUGUCACAGGGGAAGGUGGCGGAUUGGGCAUGUCUUCUGCAUGGACACCUGAUCUUGUAGCUAGUGACUCUGGCGUACGACCUCCACACCCACAGCCAGCGGUCAGAGGUAUUACGGAGGAGUCCAGCUUGGAAGCCACAGAGACUCUGGUCAAUGAGGUCACGUCCCAUGUCAACAGUCUGUUUGUUUGUCAAAGUGACAAGGUGCACGGCAGGGUCGGAACCAAAGAGAAACGCUUCUUCUGCACGUUCUGCGGCAAAGGGUUCAACUUCCCUAAGCAGGUGGAGAUCCACCAGCGUGUGCACACAGGCGAGAAGCCCUUCAGUUGUGCACAGUGCCGCAAACAGUUCUCCCACUCAGGGAACCUGAAGCGACACCAACGUGUGCACACGGGCGAGAAGCCCUUCAGCUGCACACAGUGCGACAAGCGCUUCUCCCACCUCCACCAGCUCAAGAUGCACCAGCGUGUACACAGCGGUGAGAGGCCCUUCAGCUGCACGUACUGUGGCAAGAGCUACGCAGAGAGGAGUUACCUGCGCAUCCACCAACAGAGGAACCACACUGCUGUGCUCAGCCUCAGAUGAGCUCUCUCACUUUGUGCCAGUCAUAAACUAUGGUCACACUGCUUGUACAUCUCUAACAUGGGUAUUUAGGAGUAUGGUAGCUCACUGUUGUCACAUCAUAAUGCCAGGUUUUUACCCAGGCCCAUCACCUACAUGGAGUCUGUAUGUCCUCACAGUGUCUGUCCAGGCCCUGCGAUGGUCCAACAUCCCAUAUGGGGGUCCCUGGUGAUCACAGCUGAUGUAAUGGAGGCGUGCAUGUAACCGUGUUUUACUGCAUUGUGGCGUAUGAAGUGUCAAUGUGCCAAGAGAGACACACUGACUGUACCUGUACUGGAAGAUAGGAUUCAUUCAUUACAUGUUCACAAAAGAUGUGGGAAAAGUGGUCCCUUGUAAGAACAUUUUUGGUAUUUUCUAACUUUCAUAAAAAAAAAAAUCUCUAUUAAAAACUUAUU